This is a messenger RNA of Cyanidioschyzon merolae strain 10D, 1365 nucleotides long. Its product is annotated as phenylalanine--tRNA ligase, mt?. Gene Ontology annotation, molecular function: tRNA binding; ATP binding; phenylalanine-tRNA ligase activity. Gene Ontology annotation, cellular component: cytoplasm; mitochondrion. Lineage: Eukaryota; Rhodophyta; Bangiophyceae; Cyanidiales; Cyanidiaceae. The transcript has a single exon. Gene Ontology annotation, biological process: phenylalanyl-tRNA aminoacylation. The coding region runs from base 1 to 1365 and encodes 454 amino acids. The record is from RefSeq and is a predicted model, not a curated record.
AUGGUGGAAAACUGGGGUAUUGGGUUCAUCGUAGCACAGCGAUGGCGGACGGUCCCAGCACAACGACUUUGGUUGCCUGCGGUGAACAGCACACACGGAACGCUCGCCCGUCACCUGUCACGAGGGCGCGGCGCUCGAGCACUCCGCGCACAGUCCACCAUAACGAAGAGCAAUAUUCCGCCGCACAUUUUGGAGAAAGCGAAAGCAACCCCAUCAGAAAAGCUCCACAACCGCGUGCAUCAUCCGCUGUGCACGCUGCGAAAAAUCAUCGAAGCUUAUUUUGAAAACGAGCUAGGUGCGAAGCAAGGGCGACCACCGGUUCAGUUUGCAAAGUUUCAUGACUUGCCGCCGAUCGUCAGUACGCGCGCUUGCUUUGACGAACUGCUGGUCGCUCCGGACCACCCGUCCCGCCGUCCGACAGACACGUACUACCUGGAUGAGGCGACGGUGCUGCGUGCCCAUACGACUGCACAUGAUACGGAGCUGCUGCGGCAGGGCUACCGCGCGUUCCUCGUCACAGGAGAUGUCUAUCGACGCGAUUCCAUCGAUAAAAAGCACUAUCCAAUCUUUCAUCAAAUGGAUGGUGUGCGCGUUUUUGCGGAUGCGCCGUCUGAAGCGUGGGUCCUGGAAGACCUGAAGGAGACGCUGUACGGGCUGGCGCAGUACCUCUUUCGCUGGCCGAAGAACUCCGAAGCGGACAAAUCCCCGAGGACGUCCGCUUUGAGUGACGCCGAUGCAGCACCGAUCCCGGUCAGAUGGGUCGACGCCGAGUUUCCGUUUACGCGACACUCGCUCGAAUUAGAGGUGCUGUGGCAAGGCGACUGGCUCGAGGUACUCGGUUGCGGUGUGAUUCAACCCGAUGUGCUGCGGGCUGGCGACGUGGAUCCCGCUAAGCACUCGGGCUGGGCGUUUGGGCUCGGCCUCGAGCGACUCGCCAUGGUGCUGUUCGAUGUACCCGACAUCCGAUUAUUCUGGAGCUCAGACAAGCGUUUCAUCAAGCAGUUUCAGGACGGAGUCAUCACGCAGUUUCAACCGUAUAGUAAGUAUCCACCCGUCUACAAGGACGUAUCUAUGUGGGUGAAGGACCAACCCGAGGCCAGCGACGGGAACGGCAGCACAAGUGGCCGUCUGUUCCACGAGAAUGAUCUCUGCGAGCUCGUGCGAAAUCUAGCCGGUGAUCUUGUGGAGGACAUUUCGCGAGUGGAUGAAUUUGUCCAUCCCAAAACGAAGCGACGGAGCAUCUGCUAUCGGAUCACAUACCGGAGCCCGGACCGCUCUCUAACCGACGAAGAAAUCAAUCGUAUUCAGAAUCAGGUGCGUGAAUGUAUCCGUUUGGAGAUGUCGGACGUGGCCGAGCUUCGCUAA